Capsella rubella is the source of this 2154-nucleotide messenger RNA. RefSeq lists its product as uncharacterized. The record is from RefSeq and is a predicted model, not a curated record. Lineage: Eukaryota; Viridiplantae; Streptophyta; Magnoliopsida; Brassicales; Brassicaceae. Bases 198 to 1997 code for a protein of 599 amino acids. The transcript has 9 exons.
CGAAAGCGAGCCAAAAAAAAAAAAAAAGCAGAACAAAAAUUUUCUGAAAUUGCCAACCUUUUUGCUUAGUCAAGAAGCUCCUCCUCCGAUGAAAUUUCGAGCUCACUGGAAAGUUUAGUUUUUUCUUCUCCGUUCGCGUUCUACUUUCUCAGUUUGUACGCUUGAAGUUGCAUUCAGUAGAUUACUAUUUGGAAACAAUGUUUGGAACUGUGGAAGACUAUGAAGAGAUGUUUCGAGACAGUAUUUUCCAGUCAAGAAGUGGAUCACUCUCUUCAAGAAAUCAAACUGGAAAUCCUGUUCCUUACAAGCUUGUGCGGGUUGCAGGAGAUGGGAGACUAGUUCCUGCAACUGAUGAAGAAAUGUUGGAGGUCAAAGAAUUACUUAAGAACAACGAGAAUGAUAUGCCUGUUUUGCCAGAUCCUAUACCUACUGAGGACAUUCUCGAUGAAGGGUCGCCUUCUCAAUUUCUGCAGCUAGAAAGUUUCGAAGGCUUAUUCGAGUCGGAAACUGCAGAGGCAAAUACAGAAAAUUUGAAUUCUCGACUUGAGUCACAGAUGCUUAUUGCUCUUCCAGAGACCCAAUUUAAGAUUACUAGUGUGCUGUGUGAGAAUGAAGAGCAAGUCCAAUCCGAAGAUUUGCUGCGGGAACCACUUCUUUUUCCAUCAAAUGGAUGUAGUAUGAUUCAAUCUGGGGAUGUGUCACCAUACUUAAAUGCUACUGGUAGUCCUAAAGAACCUGCUUUGUCAACUGCUGCCUCGCAAACUGAAUUUUCUAGAGUAGCAGGCGAGACAUACUUGGAUAAUCUUUCAAUCAAAGCAUUGCAAGAAACAUUCAGAGCAAAGUUUGGUCGUGAAACUACUUGCAAGGACAAACAAUGGCUGAAAAGGAGGAUCACAUUGGGAUCGAUUAAUUCAUGUGUUGUACCAACAACUAGCCUGACAAUAGCUAAUAACAAACUGAUUAGUGGAGGUCAAGAUUCAGGUGAGGCUUUUAGCAAGGAUGCAGUAGAUGAAGAAAGAGCUACUGAAAGCAAAGAUACGCCAUCUAGUCCUGAUUGCACAAAGGGACAUUCAAAUGAUUUUGGUUAUAGUCCUGUUGAAACUUUUGUGGACCAUUAUUCUGGAAAUGAAGAUUUUGAAGGUGAAUAUAGGUCUGCAAAAAGAGUUAGGAAGCCUACUAGGAGAUAUAUUGAAGAAAUUUCAAAACCCGAUGAAAAACAGCAAAAUGAUGAGUCAAUGAUCCCUUCAAAAGAACAGAGCUCUAUUCAAGCCGUUUCUUCAGGAGGGAGAGUUGUUAUCACCAGGAUGGUAUCCCUUGCUGGUUCCAGAGUUCAGGUUCCCUAUGUUUCUCAUGUAAGGAGAAGCCGUCCAAGAGAAAACAUAAUGGCUCUGGGGGAAUUUCAUUCCAAGUCAUCGGAGGUGAAAGGUACUCCAGAUGAGAGUAACCUAAAUCUAAGUCCAUCUCAGUGGAACAAUGAUGUGAACCGAGUUUCAGGUGUCAAAUCUGCUUCUGGACCUGUCCAGAAAGAAAGCAGGAAGGACCAUUUAAAACUAAUUUUUAAUGAAGUGGAUCAAGACAUCACGGAGCCAGAGAACUUAGACUCACCUGGAGAUAGCUCAGAUGAUAAUAAUAGCGUUGAUCUACCAGUCACGCAAAUUGCAAUUAGAAGGAAGCAUCACCGAGCUUGGACUCUCUCCGAAGUUGUAAAACUUGUCGAAGGUGUGUCCAAACAUGGAGUAGGGAAAUGGUCUGAGAUCAAAAGGCUUUCAUUUUCAUCAUCGGCGUACCGUACCUCUGUGGAUCUUAAGGACAAAUGGCGAAAUUUACGAAGAGCUUGCUUGUCUCAGACUGCUUCAAACAGGAUGGGAGGUCUGAAGAAACAGGGGUCAAUGGCGAUUCCUAGUGAGAUUAUGUUGCAGGUAAAAGAACUUUCUCAGAAACAGUCACCGGUAACCAAAGCUAGAGUAGUGAAGAGAUCAAGAAACGGUUUGUUGUAGCGUUUCUUUCCGUAUAAAUUUACUGCCGUGGAUGUGAGAUGAACUGCUCGGUUUUUUCUUUUAUUUUCGUAGACUUGUAGUUUUCAGGUAGUUUUUGUGAUUUAAACGCGAUUACUAACUGGUGUUCAGAAUUGAUAUGAACGCUUCUCUUACUCUA